Messenger RNA from Halichondria panicea, 3239 nucleotides. RefSeq lists its product as uncharacterized. The record is from RefSeq and is a predicted model, not a curated record. The coding region runs from base 259 to 3114 and encodes 951 amino acids. Lineage: Eukaryota; Metazoa; Porifera; Demospongiae; Suberitida; Halichondriidae. The transcript has 7 exons.
AAACUGAAGAGUCAUGAGACGAGAAGAGCUGCCCUCCAACAGAGACUGUCUGGUGACAUCACUGACCAGGACCGGAGUCAACUGCAGGGAGAGCUGGAGGAGGUGGAGGGGGAGAUCAAGAAGUGUGUCUCAGAGAUACAAAAGUGUGAGAGUGAUAUAGAUUACUAUGAGAAUCACAUUGCUGAGAGACGAGGAAGAGCAGAGAGACAGAGAAAGGAAGAAUCGAAGCUAUCAGCAAAACGGUUGUUUGAUGAGGCGAUGAAGCACGGACACGUCUCGGUCAACAUUGUCAACAUGCUUGUGUUUGGACCUGCGGGAACAGGGAAGACCAACCUCAAGCACCUGCUAACUGACAAACCCCCUCCACUACAGCGAGACAGCACUCCUUGUAUGGAAAAGCCAGUACGCAUUCGACCCGUGUCCAACACGAAAUUCAAGACAACUGGAAGAGGCUGGGAAGAGAUAUCUCAGCCAAAGAUGCUCAAUCUACUAGCUGAAAUCAUUGCCAAGUUACCAAAAGAAAGCACCGAUCACCUAGUUCGAAAAAUCACUGAUCGCUCCAUGGCAUCACGGAUUGCCAAUGGCUUGAAGAAAAUGAUGAUGGCAUUACGGAUUCCCAAGAGAAUGACCACUACCAAGCCAACUUCUGGUUCCAAAUUGAGCCCAUCGACGAACGAUUCCGAUGAACUUUCUGGCUCUGCAAGAAUGUUGGACAAAGCCAUCAAUGAAGUGAUAGCGAGUGUAGUGAGUGGUGUGGCAGAAGAGCUGCCAGCCACACAGGGAACUGACCAACUGUCAAGCAGUGACCAGCAAGAAGGAGAACUGUUUGAUUCCAACUGGGUGUAUGUUACCGACUGCGGCGGCCAGCCGCAAUUCCACGACGUCAGCCCUCUCUUCAUCAAGCACAUUUCGGUGGCGUUGAUAGUCCUGCGUUUGAUUGACGAACUCUCCAGUUUCCCUUCUGACGAGUACUACAAGGAUGGGCAGCUUGUUGGUAGUCCUCACGCAUCUCACAUGACCCUCGGGGAGACACUUCAGAGUCUGAUUCGAUCCAUUGAGUCCCAUACCUCACAAGAUAAGAAGCCGAAGAUGAUCUUUGUGGGCACAUUCUUUGAUCAGCUGAAGAGCUCGAAUACACUUAUCGAGAGGAAUAAAGAGAUUCUCGACAUGCUGCCACCCGAUAUCAAGAAGCUAUUGGUGUACGAAAAUCUUGGAUUGAACAAUCUGAUUUUUGGUCUCAACACAAUCAGCCGAGAAGAAGAUUCACUGGCCACUGCCAAUAGGAUUAGAAUUGCUAUUGAGCGCUCUAUUCCGUUACAAGUCAAAAUGCCCAUCUGGUGGUCCUUCUUGGAUUCACUUCUCCAGAGUUUGUCUGCCAGUCUCGAGCGAGGUGUACUAAGCAUUGAAGAAUGUCUCCAAUUAGCCACUCGAUUUGGUUAUUUGCUCAAAGAUCUUGAAGCUGCUCUGGUCUUCUUUGACAGCGUGUGUAUAGCGCACUACUAUCCCUCCAUUCUCCCCAACACAGUGUUUGUGGAUGCCCAGAUUCCACUAGACAAGAUCACCGAGCUCUCACAGCACGCCAUCUUCCUGAGGAAUGCACACUCUACUGUUAGCCCAGGAGGGACAGAUGCCGAAUGGAAGAGAUUUCGAGACGAGGGCAUAAUCACUUUAAAGUUUCUACGAUUCUUCAAUAAGUAUUACGUUGAAGGCAUCUUUUCUCCAGAAGAUAUGCUGUUGAUCAUGAAAGAUCUUCUUGUGAUUGCUCCCAUUCCUCUAGUGGAAGCCACUCCCCACCAAGCCGAGUUCUUCAUGCCAUCUCUACUCACAUCGAUCAAACCUGCUGAGCUAGACAAGAUUCGUUCUUCCUUCACAACAUCACCCCUCGCUGUCUACUUUCGUAGUGGGUGUAUUCGCUCUGGAGUCUUUUGCUGUCUAGUUGUGGACGUGAUCAAGAGGCUGGGCUGGAAAGUGUUGCUUCCUUCAGGGGAAGCAAGCAUUUUAGCUAAAAAUUGUAUCCAGCUAGAAAUCCCCAAUCUCCCGUGCACCGUGGCUCUGAUCGACUCCUUCUCGUAUCUUGAAGUGUAUAUCGAUGUGCUUUUUGCUCUUCGCAAACAAGUAUGCCCUACAAUUCGAAACGAAAUUUUGAUCAGCAUUAAAUCAUCGUUGGAAAUGUUGCAUUACAACAACGACACACCCGAGACAGCCAUCUUUUGCCCAUGCAGCAAGAAAAGCACUGGAAGCAAAUUGCACCUUGCCGAUGUCAGUGAACGGAAUGGCUGUAAGUUUUGGAAGUGUUCCCUUCAGACACGUGUGUGGGGAAAGCUCAGUGAUGAAGAUAGAAUCUGGUUUGACGAUAGCGAAGGUUCUGGUGAAUCAUCCUCUGCUACGAGAGGUACUUGUACGAAGACUGAGAGAAAUAGUGAUCAGCAGCAAUACUCCGGUGAAUUGUCCUCUGUUACAGUAAUGGAAGAUGUGUGUAAGAAGACUGGAGUGAGGGACCAACAACUAGAUCAAGAAAUCCCUGAGAGUGACAUCAUUCUAAUCGCGGAUAAAUUUCCACACCUGCUGAGCGUGCACAAGGCUUUGACAAUUGACGAUCUGCAACAUGUUUACGAGAAACUACACACUGCACAUGCAAGUGCCAGCCCUCACUGGUUCAAUCUGGGAUUGGCUCUGGGUCUCAGUCAUCCUGUUCUCACCAAUAUCAAUAGUGAUAAUCGUGAAAAGAAUUUGUUGUGCUUUCGUGAAAUGUUGGCUGAACUCCUGAGUACACAACAUGUAACAUGGAGUCUCCUGUCAGACGCUCUCAAAAAGCCCACAGUGGAUCUCAUUAAUUUGGCUGAUAGCAUCACAGUCAAUCAAUCCACAACUCCUAACCUGCUCGAUCGACUCAACCUCACCCCAGCCGACCUCGGUGAUGUAACUGAAGUCACACGUCGUUAUGGCAAUCAAGCUGGAGUGGCUCAUGCAUUGGGAGCGUGGCGAAGAGUGAAUCCUUCCAGAGCUACCUUCAGGGCCUUGGUGGAAAUUGCUAUAGAACUGAGAAGAGGAGACACUGCUACAGACAUUUGUAGAUUUAUUGUAGACAAUACAAGUGGAACUGACCGAAACUGAUUUAUAUACCUAAUGUUUUUAUUGAUACUAUUUUGUCUGUAAUGCUUUGCUUUUCUGAACACAUUAUUUGUAGUCUCUGUAAGAAGUUGAACUGCAUGCAAAGUAUGAAAAUUUAGCAACGCCCA